Thermothelomyces thermophilus ATCC 42464 is the source of this 2481-nucleotide messenger RNA. RefSeq lists its product as uncharacterized. Gene Ontology annotation, biological process: intracellular signal transduction; protein phosphorylation. The transcript is spliced from 4 exons. The record is from RefSeq and is a predicted model, not a curated record. NCBI's taxonomy places the organism in Eukaryota, Fungi, Ascomycota, Sordariomycetes, Sordariales, Chaetomiaceae. Gene Ontology annotation, molecular function: ATP binding; protein serine/threonine kinase activity. The coding region runs from base 189 to 2438 and encodes 749 amino acids.
UGCAAAGUAGCUGAGCCCCACUAGGCGCAACGGACUUCGCGGCCAAAGUGCAGCCGUCAUCUUUUGACGGCAUGCUUCUCGCGGUUUUCAUUCUCUUACACGGUUCUGCCUGCACUCCGUCUUCACCGUUCUAUAUGCGCAGGUGCACCUAAAACCGCGUAACCUACGUCUCUUCGCGGCUACCAACCAUGGCGACACAUCCCCAAGAUCGGGAGUCUCAAAACGAAGAUUCCGCCCAAACAGCAGACAAUCAACACAACCAACAAUCGCAAGUUCGGUUUAAGUCAACCAUUGAAGAAAUCGCUCCCGACAAUGUCACUUCAACGAGUUUUCCGCUGGCCGGCGGUGCCACCCUUGGGAGUCCUAGCGAAGUGACACCUGAGGAUAUCCGAAAGCUUUCCAACAGAUUGAGGGUUUGUCCGCUUCAAGAGCGCAGGAUGAACAUCUUCUCGUACGAACCAGUUUCGCUGCCUCCGUCCAGGACGGCCUCCCACGAUGAAGAGUCUAGAGAACCAAGUCGACAACCUACCCAAGGCUCGACGACACAUGGCUCGCCGCACCUAAGCGCCAGCCAUCGAAGCCCUGACGUACAUUCGCCGCCGCUCACGCCAGCCCGGACGGACACCGCUGAAGGGGGAUCAAAACGAGAGCCUUCGGGCAGACCUGAGCGGCUGGGCCGGGGCCCCGAUAUAAUCACUCCUCAGGACUCGGCCCUUGAGCCGCCAUCGCCAGGUUCUUCCCGCUUAUCGGUCCCUCACCAGGCCAUGCCAGAGCAUGAAAGAGCUUCACGACGACCGGCGACUUCUGACGGAAGAGAAAACACACAGACAACUCUUGGAGGCCAUCGUAAGGGCUUGUUUUCUGUUGGCGCCGGAAGCGGCCCCAGCUCUCCUGCAAGUUCGGCUCCACCGUCCCGCGAUAGUAGUCCUGCGCGGGCGGCAGCUGCUUCGCUAUUCUAUUCCCGCCAAGCCCCGCCGCCGGGAGAGUUGGAUGACCCAUACGCCGCGAGCAAGCGACAGGCACAAAAGGGCAUCGAAUCCCGUUUCGUCUUCUCCAAGAAGAAGAAACCAGGUUCUUCCCCUAGCUCCUCAACACUCAGUCUACCAAGAAUGCUAGGGGACAAACGACAGUCGGACGAGGGCAUUGCCCAUAGCAGGAACAGCUCGAUGGUCGACCUAAAACGGUUUUUCAAACUGAGUCCCAGCCACAAGGCAAAGCGGACGGCAUCACCAGCGUCCUCUGUUCGAUCCGGUGCCAAGACUCCACCGAGUUCCAAAUCGGCGCAGAUCCCCUUCGGUGACGAUCAUGGUCUCUCAUCCAAGUACGGAAAGCUUGGAAAAGUGCUGGGUGCCGGCGCUGGCGGUUCGGUGAGGCUUAUGAAGCGCGCGGAAGACGGUGUGAUCUUCGCCGUUAAGGAAUUUCGGCCUCGGCACUCGUACGAGACAGAGCGCGAGUAUGUGAAGAAAUUGACGGCCGAGUACUGCAUGGGCUCUUCACUUCACCAUGGCAACAUCAUCGAAACACUUGAUAUAGUCCAAGAGAAGGGGAAAUGGUACGAAGUGAUGGAGUAUGCUCCCUAUGAUUUGUUCGCCAUUGUUAUGAGGGGCAAGAUGUCUCGGGAGGAGAUCAGCUGCUGCUUUUUACAGAUCCUCAGCGGUGUCACUUACCUCCACAGCAUGGGCCUGGCGCACCGCGAUCUUAAGCUCGACAAUGUGGUGGUUAGCGAACGCGGCAUCAUGAAGAUCAUCGAUUUUGGUAGUGCCCACGUGUUCAAAUACCCCUUCGAGUCUGGCAUUGUUCUAGCAUCUGGUAUCGUUGGCUCUGACCCGUAUCUCGCGCCCGAGGUGUACGACGAGAAGAAGUACGAUCCGCAGGCGGUCGAUAUCUGGUCAUUGGCCAUCAUCUACUGUUGCAUGACGCUUCGAAGGUUCCCAUGGAAGUUGCCUAGGCUAUCCGACAACUCCUUCAAACUGUUCGCCGCAGACCCAACGCCGGGGCACGACCCCAAGAAGCUUCUGCUUCCGCCUGCCCGUUCCGAGACGGCGUUGAACGAAAUUCCCGCGCGGGAUUUCGACCCGCAAGCUCUCCGCGACGAAGCUAACGCAGCAGUGAAGCACGACGAGCCGAGCAAGGCCGAGCGGCCUUCUACAACAGCAACCACCACCGGCAAGGACGGCAACUCUCAGAGCCAACCAUCCGAAAAGAAGGAGGUGAUUCGCGGCCCCUGGCGCAUCCUCAGGUUACUUCCUAGAGAGAGCCGGCACGUCAUUGGGCGCAUGCUAGAAUUAGAUCCCAAGAAACGAGCGACCAUGGACGAGAUCUUGGAUGAUCCGUGGGUGGCCAACACGGUCAUUUGCCGACAGGGAGGGGGGGAGGUGUUCAACGCCGACGACCACACGCACGUACUGGAGCCUCCUGCGACACCUGCAAAGUCCUAGAGCGACGCUGAACUCGGGAUGUGGGAGUCUGCAGAGGAGGCAG